UUUUGUGCAACAUUUUUGUGCGGUUUUUGCCGCCCACAACAGAUUUUUAAAUGAAACCGGAAAAUUGGCUCGACUCAUCUGCCUCGACAUCAGCAGCCGCAGCCGCAGCAGCUGCCGCUGCCGCAGCCGCCGCCGCCACCACCACUACCACCACAGCUGCAGCAUCCUACAGUAAUGCUAAGUGCGGGACACUAGACGGAGCCGCCGAACCACUAUUUCAUCAGCAGCGCAACAACAGAAUGGACGUCUAUCAGAUUGACGAUGGUUUCCACUCGGAUGGAGGCACUGAAACGCCGCCUCCAUCGCCCAGCUCGGGGUCCUCGAUAGCUUCUACAUCGGACCAUGGCUCGCUGGAGAGUGUUGAUACAGGCGGAACACAGAGGCUGGCGGUGCUAUCAUUCGAACAGGUGCGCAAGCUGCACACUGUUAUGGACGAGAAGGUGGCCAUACAUGGACGCGGUAACUUUCCGACACUGGAGGUGACACUGAAGGAUUUGGUCAAUUCGGUGCGUCGCAAAUUGGAGGCGGAUGUGAAUAGCGGCGGUGCCGGUGUCCUGGUCAAGGACAUUCGCCUGAAUGGCGGCGCAGCUAGUCAUGUGCUGGCCAGCGAAGAUCAGCCAUACAACGAUCUUGAUCUGAUCUUUGCCAUCGAGCUAAGCUCACCGCGUGUCUUCGAUCGCGUUAAGACCGCCGUGCUGAACACUCUGCUCGACCUGAUGCCCGAGGGCGUGUGCAAGCGCCGCAUCUACACAUGCAGCCUGAAGGAGGCCUACGUGGGCAAAAUGGUGAAGGUCAAUAAUAAUAAUGAUGGGGAUCGUUGGUCGCUCAUCUCGCUGGGCAACUCGCCGGGUCACAAGAAUGUCGAGCUCAAAUUUGUCGACACGAUGCGUCGCCAGUUUGAGUUCUCCGUGGAUUCAUUCCAAAUCGUCUUGGAUUCACUCUUGCUGUUCUACGAUUGCGUCGCCUUGCCCAUAUCGGAGAAUUUCUAUCCCACGGUGGUGGGCGAAUCGGUCUACGGUGACUUCCAGGAGGCGCUAUAUCAUUUGCAAAAGAAACUGAUCUCAACGCGACAGCCGGAGGAGAUACGCGGCGGUGGUCUGCUGAAAUACUGUAAUCUAUUGGUACGCAACUAUACGGCUGUCGACUCGCAGCUGAUCAAGACGCUGGAGCGGUACAUGUGCUCGCGGUUCUUUAUCGAUUUCCCCGACAUCAAUACGCAGACAACGAAACUGGAGGCCUACUUGCGCAAUCAUUUCUGGGGCAUCGAGGAGGAGCCGCUCCAGUAUGAGUACCUAAUGUAUUUAUAUAAUGUUGUUGAAAUGUCCACUGUCUGUCUGAUGGGGCAUGAGCGUCGUCAGACUCUGUCGCUCAUCCUGUCGCUGGCCAAUCAGGUGAAGCAGCAACAGGAGCACCAGUAUCAGCAGCAACAGCAGCAGCAGCAACAUCAUCACCAGCAACAGCAACAGCACCAUCACCAGCAGCAGCAGCAGCAGCAGCAGCAUCAUCACCAUCAUCAUCACCAUCAGCAGCAGCAGCAUGCAGCAUACCUGCAACAGCAGCAACAGCAACAGCAGCACCAGCAACAGCAGUUGGACUCGCAGCAAACACAAUCGUCGCCUGUUUUGGCUUUGGUAUCGGCAACGCCAUCGCAGCAGGCGCCGCAAACGCAAACGAUCUAUGUGCAACAGGCAGCGCCGGCUAAUGCCACCAUAUGCUGCAGCAAUACGUCGGUCGGAGCAGGAGCAGGCACAGCAACGGCAGUGGCAACAGCCGCAGCACCAGUUGCGGCCACCGCAGCCAAUGCAGCAGCAACUGUUGCCGAUGCACAGCAACAGACGCAGACUAUUCAGAUACAGGCGGGUCCGCCGGGCUUGAUCUAUGCCAAUGGCGUUUACUAUGCACCUGUGAUACCCAGCACCAUUUGCACAUGCAAUUCGACCUGGUUGAGCACGUGAUUGGAACAGCAGCAGCAGCAGCAGCAGCAGCAGCCACAA
Drosophila hydei is the source of this 1994-nucleotide messenger RNA. Its product is annotated as terminal nucleotidyltransferase 5C. Gene Ontology annotation, biological process: mRNA stabilization. NCBI's taxonomy places the organism in Eukaryota, Metazoa, Arthropoda, Insecta, Diptera, Drosophilidae. The coding region runs from base 51 to 1955 and encodes 634 amino acids. The transcript has 2 exons. Gene Ontology annotation, molecular function: RNA binding; poly(A) RNA polymerase activity. The record is from RefSeq and is a predicted model, not a curated record.